Zeugodacus cucurbitae (melon fly) is the source of this 1487-nucleotide messenger RNA. It is a transcript of the gene Rsbp15, whose product is annotated as pinin. The record is from RefSeq and is a predicted model, not a curated record. Gene Ontology annotation, molecular function: protein binding. Bases 184 to 1359 code for a protein of 391 amino acids. Gene Ontology annotation, cellular component: spindle pole. The transcript is spliced from 9 exons. Lineage: Eukaryota; Metazoa; Arthropoda; Insecta; Diptera; Tephritidae. Gene Ontology annotation, biological process: mitotic cell cycle; establishment of meiotic spindle localization; spindle organization.
AAUUCAAAGUCUGGGUACACAAUUAUGAAAAGUUCAUGACAAAUAAAAACAUAUACAUAUAUACAUAUGUUUUUGUAAAAUUCUUAAAUUGAUUAAAUAAAAAAACAUUUAAAAUAAUAAAAUUGGUAGAACAAUUCCUAUUUGACUAAACAUAAAAAACAAAGGAAUCAGCAAAAAUACAUUAUGAAUUAUCUUAUUCAACGGGGAAAGGUUCGCAACCAAAUGAUAAAUGUACCCCAAGGACUACCAGAACUCUUGUCGGAUAUCACACGGGAAGUAUUGCGUUGUCAGCCAACCACGGAAUGCCUCUGUCAAUUCAUUAUCGACUAUUUGCAUUCAGUGAUUGUAACACGAGAAAAAGCCAGAGUGGCCAAGGGUAUUAUUGAUCGUGCAUUAGCGGUGGUGGAUGAAAUCAUCGCGGAUAUGUGCGUUUGUGAUAUCAGUAAGGAAAAGGCCCAUGAAAUGGCAAUUCAUAUGGAAGAAUGUUUCCGGCGCUUCCUGAGUAGAAUGCGUUGUGAACAACGAAAGGAUAUAGAAGUUGUGCGCUUUGAAGAGCAAGAUAUGCUCAAUGCAAUGAUAGAGCGCUGCAAGUUCACGGAGCAGGAAUUAAAAAUAUCCAAACCAAUGAUCGAAGCUGCUUAUCGACGCUUUGUGGAUGCAUAUAUGAAGGCUCAUGAGGACUUUGAAGGUACCGAAGAGUUAUAUCAAUAUUUCAAAGAACGAGAACAUAAACGACAGGAAGAAGAGAAGGAAAAAAUCGCGGCAACGAAAAUCCAGGCAAAUUUCAGGGGGUAUAGAGUACGAAGAAAUUUAGGAAAGCCACAACCCAAAGAUCUUUCUCAAGAUAAUUUUGACGAAGAAGACAUAGAAUUGCAAACUCAAGCUGCAAUUACAAUUCAAAAGGCUUUUCGUCGUCACUUGUCUACGGUGGAAACUAAAAAAUCAAUCGAAAAGGGCGGAGAGGUGUGUGAGCCCGGUUCGGAAAUUCAAGUUACUACAACUGGUAUACUGGGCGAAGAUCUUACUGAACCCCCCGAGCAAAUAAUAAUUGAGGAUGUGCCUUUAGAAGCGACUCAACCAUCACAGCCUCUUACUGAGGUUGUUCCGGAAGUUGCACAAGAACCAGCAUCGGUAGCUGAACAAGGACCUGAGCCUAUUCAUGAACCCGAGCCUGAGCCUGAGCCAGAACCAGAACCAUCACUAGAACCAGAACCUACCAUGGAAGCAGAGCCGGAACCAAUUCCGCAGGAGACCGAACAUACUGAAGCUCCUCCAGACAUUGGCACAGCAGUUGUUGAGGAGCCUGUUCCUGAAAUGGCAACUGAUGCAAACGAAGGUGAAGCUCCUGCAGAUGGCUGAAAACUUGGAUUUCAUUAAAGUUUUUGGUAAUAAAAGAAUGCCAUUCCAUUAUACAUUUUGUGAAUAAAUAAUAUAUUGUUGGCCUCAAAAAUAUUUUAUUAUAACAAGUUCAGUUAUCUACUCGUAUG